Molecule: messenger RNA, 2741 nt
Organism: Mercenaria mercenaria
Lineage: Eukaryota; Metazoa; Mollusca; Bivalvia; Venerida; Veneridae
Exons: 17
Coding region: 1-1401 (466 amino acids)
Source: RefSeq, a predicted model, not a curated record
AUGACUGGGACAAUGGUUGACUCAUACAGCUUGGAAUUGACUGAUCUAAGACGCACAUGUAUUAACAAUCAACAAUCAUAUAGUGACAUGUACUACCAAUUUUUCGAGUCAUCAUAUAGACACAACCAUGCCAUGGCAUGCAGGACACAUCACUCAGUAUGGCAUGUACUUAACAAAAUAAGUCCAUUCACCAUUAGAGACAACAAUUCUUGUCAAACGGAUAUUAUAUUCCAUCUGAAGUAUGCCUUCGAACAACAUACUGAUCCUUGUACAUGCACAGAGAAAAUCCACCCCUCAACAAGUACUCACCAAAAUCAUGGCGAUGCAUGUACCCACUACGACAGUUUCAAUAAGCUACAGAAACUUGCAGAGGAAGACGGAUGUUUGAGUGCAAAUUCAGCCUGGCAUUAUCUGGAUGACCUUCAGGCCAAGGAUUCAGCAUGUCGAAAAAAAAUUCAGAAAUAUUUGGCUGAUAAAUAUGCACACAGAACCUCGCAAGAUCAAGACAACUGUAUUUGCCAUGCACGAAGGCAACUCGUCAACCACAAGAUUCACAGAAUGGACAAUGGUAGCUUAUAUAACUGCAGGGAUAACACCGCCGGAUCAACAUACCGAACCAUCGAAGCUGACCUAUUUUCAAACAUUCGCACCCAUGGAUGUAAAAAUCACAACUAUUUAUGGGGCAGAUUGGAAGGUGUGCGGCACCAUUGCUCAAGGUACUAUUACAACCGUUGUACCAAACUGGUAGACUGUCAACAAGAUAUUAUAGUCAGGGCAGCAAUUCAGUAUCCCACAGAUCACUUGGACAGUUGUGUUUGUUCUCAAAUUACAACCUCGACAACUAAAUCCGUUACAACACAUACGACACACACAGCUUCCACGUCAGCGGAGACCACGCCUUCAUCAACACCCACGACUCCUCCGCCAGCUUCUGCUAGGUCGGUAAAAGUGACUCAGUCAUCAACCACUAGCAUGUCAACACAAAGACCAACCCCAGUACUACGAUUUGCAUGCAACAAACUGAAAGUUGUUGAGGAUAUUGCAAAGUCCAUUAAAGCGAUAGAUUCAAGUUCCAGUUACUGCGACCAGAACCUUGGAGGUUCUGAUGACGCGUUUCUUCUCUCUACGUGCAAUAUGACGUCACCGAUGUUGUGGAAAAGGGGUGCAAAUGUGAUGGCGGACUGUGAGUCGAGUUCACAGUUAAUACCCACAUAUACACCAAUAACAACAUUUAACAGCGACAAUUACGCUCCUCUUGGCGCUCUGUCUGGCAUAUUCCUGGGAUGCUACAAUAAUGGCUUUAAGAUUGCUAUCCAAAGAUGUAAUGGAGUUCCAACAAUCGAACAUAUUGAGAAUGGGUCUUCUGCCCAUAAUCCAAGGAAUUAUUAUGUGAUUGUUUGAAACUGAUUUAUAUAAUCUAAAGAAUUACUUCUUUAUUGUUUGAAAUUUGUUUAUUUAUUUUUCAUGAAUAUCAUAUUGUGAGGCAUAAGGCUUUACAACCUUGCUUCAUGCAAUUGUUUUUAUUGCUUUCACGGCAAAAUCAGUAGUUUAUUUUUUAAUUUUGAUUUCAAAAGUGUUAGGCUACAAUUAAAUCACAGUGCAUUGUUCUGUAACAUUUCUAGGUAUUAGCAGAUAACCAGUCGUAUUAUUAUAUUGUUGUAUACUGAAUAACAUUCCAAAAUAUCAACUCACGCAGUUGUUUCAGUUAGUGAAACUUUAAUUGUAGCUUUCCCAGGAAUUCUUUAUUAAAGUACGCAAUGUCAGCCUGUAUUAUUUAACAGUGCAAUCAACAAUUACCAACAGUAUUAAAUUAAAUCGAUGUUUUCAUGUAAUGUCCAUUGAUGACUUUGUAAAGCUUGAUAAAAGUUUAUGUCAGUUGAAAUUUUGAGAGUUGUCAUUGACAACCAUCUUUUUUGUACGUAUGCACCGCGUUACUAAAUCUUUGUUUAGAUGGACCGAUAUCGCCUCAUAUUCUGAAGAAAUAAUAAGCUUUUUAUUGUCAAGUAUUUGAUAUUUGAUACUUGGCAUUUAGUGAUGAUUCGCAGCAUUCUAUGUUGUUUCAUUUUUAAAUUUUGAGUUUUAGCUCUGCCCUUUUUACAUAUAAGGACAUGUUCGUAUUCCGAAUGACGUCCUGGUCGGCCGGAGUAAGUUCGUAGCCUCAAUGCAGUUACGGAUCUUUCCGGGUAUUUCCGAUCUCGGCCUUAUUUAGAUUUGGUUUUACAUCCUCAUUUGCAUACCAUGCCUACCAAAUAUGUUAUUUCUUAGAACGUAAGAAUUCUCACUUUGCCUCCAUCUCUCAUACAGUUAUUUACAUUUUGUAGUUGUUUUGUAUAUAUUGCUUUUACAGCCUGUCAAGAAUGACCAAUCUUAUUGGUUGUCUUAUCGGUAGAAAAAAAGAGAGAAAUAAACUGGUGUGUUCUCUUAGCACAUUUUACCACCAAAUUCCUUCAGCCCACAGAAUAGUUUAUGUACUUCACGAGUGAGACAGUAAAAUCAAGAGAAAACCUUGAUUAGAAUCAUUUAGAAUAGUUACGAUUACUUCGAUUAAUUCACCAGUUGCUGUGGUAAGGAAUAUUUUGAAAUAUCGUUAAUAUUGUAGCUUACAUUUCUUUGCAUAGCAGGAGAAUUAUCAUUUGUGCAGUUUUUGUAUUAUAUUGUCUUUAUUUUAUAACGGCUGCUAUUUUCAUCCUAAUUAUGUUUUAGACAUUUUUUAUUAUAGAAAAUAAAACAGACCGUACCUA